Molecule: messenger RNA, 1404 nt
Organism: Helianthus annuus (common sunflower)
Lineage: Eukaryota; Viridiplantae; Streptophyta; Magnoliopsida; Asterales; Asteraceae
Product: DNA-dependent metalloprotease WSS1
Exons: 5
Coding region: 192-1148 (318 amino acids)
Source: RefSeq, a predicted model, not a curated record
AGUGAAGGAUGCGAAAGGGAGACGGCGUCAUCGGUGACGCGAGAGAGAGAUUGUUUUCUUGAGAGAAAAGAUAACGAGGAGGAGAGGAUGCUGUUAAUAUGAAUAAUAUCCCCCCUCCCUCCCUCCCUCCCGAUUCUCAUCAUCUGCUUCUUCUAAUUCAUUCUGCUGCUUACAGGUAGGUAGUGAAUAAUAUGAAUCUCAACGAUCUCAACAAAGUCUGGGAAAUUAAGCCUCUGAAGAUGCCCCGAGAAAACGAGGCAAGGGAUAUUCUUGACAAGGUUGCAAAGCAGGUUCAACCAAUCAUGCGUAACCGCGGAUGGAAAGUCAACCUCCUUUCUGAGUUUUGGCCCUCCAAUCCUGCCCUCCUUGGCCUCAAUGUCAAUGGUGGCCAGGAAGUAAAGUUAAGGCUUCGCAGGCAAAAUAACCAGUGGGACUUUUUUCCUUAUGAGCAGAUUCUUGACACCAUGCUUCAUGAGCUCUGCCACAAUCAAUAUGGCCCACAUAAUGCCCAUUUCUACAAUCUACUCGAUGAAAUUAGAAAGGAAUGUGAACAACUUAUGGCUAAAGGUAUAACGGGUACGGGUCAAGGCUUUGACCUUCGUGGGAAAAGAUUAGGUGGAUUUACACGUCAACCCCCUUUGUCAUCCCUUAGACAGAAAGCGCUGGCUGCUGCUGAAACUAGAGUCCAACGGGGGCCUUCUGGCCCAAAACGUCUUGGUGGGGAUAGCAGUUUGAGGGCUGUCCUUACCCCGAUUCAAGCCGCCGCCAUGGCAGCAGAAAGGAGACUGCAUGAUGACUUGUGGUGCUCUUCUCAGGUUGAGGGAACCUCUGUCUUACCGGAUAUAAUAAGCUGUGGUGGUGAGUCUACACCGGUAAGCAAUGAUGAAAAAGAAGAAGAAGCAGCAGCGAAUGCAUCAUGGCAAUGUGGAGCUUGUACGCUAUUAAACAAGCCAUUGAGUCUGACGUGUGAGGCUUGUGAAACCCAAAGAAUAGAUGUGAAGAAUGCAAAUGCAAAUACAAAAAUGUGGCCGUGUAAAUUUUGUACUCUACAAAACCCUGUUGCAAAGGAACGAUGUUUAGCUUGUGGAGAAUGGAAAUAUUCAUAUGGUCCUCCUACAGCUACACGCGGCCCGUAUCCUGGUACAUAAAUACAUUAUUAUUUUCAAGAUCAAAGUAGAGGUAUUGUUACUUUGCUUUGCAUCAUAUCAUUACUGUCUAUUAUAGUUUAUAGCGUCACUUUUCUUUUCUUUCUUCUUCUAGUGGAGUUUUGCAAAGUAAAUGUGCCUUGAAUGAAUGUCAACUUUUCUUAAAUGUUGCUCACCCCUAUUUAGUAUGAUUGUAAUAUAAGUUUCUAAAUAUUAAUGACAUGAAAUUCCCGAUCAAAUGAUAUACGUUAUAUAUGUA